Molecule: messenger RNA, 2607 nt
Organism: Talaromyces proteolyticus
Lineage: Eukaryota; Fungi; Ascomycota; Eurotiomycetes; Eurotiales; Trichocomaceae
Product: glycosyl hydrolase family 81-domain-containing protein
Exons: 3
Coding region: 1-2607 (868 amino acids)
Molecular function (GO): endo-1,3(4)-beta-glucanase activity
Source: RefSeq, a predicted model, not a curated record
AUGUUGCGACCUCUUGUCCUUCUCCUCGCUUCUACUGCCUUCAGUAGUAGCAGUUUCCACACCUUUCAUAAGCGCAGCCUUCUCGGCCCCAUAGCGACCGACUCUCCCCAGAGUAUUGCAGGCGGCACGGUCGAGUGCGAGGCUCCUCCAGUGACUUCGUUCUUUGAUGGGCUAAAACCUCCGUUCCCAACUAACUCGUGGUGGGCUCCUUAUGCCGCUCCUCCUGGAAAUGCAACUGCGGCUGGACCAUUCCCAUAUGCAUCUGCCCUGUAUGGCGAUGGCGUCGUCUUCGGCAUCAGUACGAAGCGGCAAUUUGAUGGGACUUCCAUCCACCAACCUACACAAAGCGACUGGCGUGCGACCUUUGCAGAACAUUCUGGUGAAUUUGCAAAUCACAAGGCAACCGCGUUUGACACACAGAGUGUAACCGUCCAGUACGUCCAAGGCAGCGCGGCAAUGACAUUUUAUGCUGUCCCUGGGUCACCAUACCUGACAUUCCAAUACAACCAUUCCACACCAUUGCUGACAGCAAUGAAUGGUGGAAUCAAGUCAUUCAACAACCAGACACUCUCUAUUGGCGCAAAUGUGACGGCUACUGGGACUGAAUUCAGCGUCACUGAUACCUCCAACUCAACCUAUCUCAUAUAUGCUCUCUCACCUAUCACGCUCACGGCCACUUCAAAUUCGUCCGAUUUGGGGAUAAUCAGCGCUUCAAACACGUUCACUGGAGUCCUCCGUCUUGCCAUGCUCAACGAAACCUCCCACAAGACACUCCUCGACCAGUAUAGUGGCGUGUACCCAACCUCUGUUGGACUUGACUAUUCGUGGACGAACUCCACGGGUUCACUCGUCUUCAACUGGGAUACUGCUGGCAAUGGGACGGACCUCCUCAUGUUGACAUGGCCACACCACCGAAUUGCGAUGCAGAAAUCGAAUUACCCUGAAACAACGACACUGUCAUAUUUAACAACUAAGGGGUAUAUGUACCCUGCACUUGGUAAGCAGUGGGAGUUGCAAUAUAAUCUCACAUCGAGCCUGUGGGACCCUCCUCGUGCGCUUGACAAGUCAUGUUCGUCUUCUGUCAUUGAAGGUCUUGAGUAUGAAGUUGGGCAGCUGAAUAUAAGUAAUGCACCUGUUCCAGGUGACUUUUAUUUCUGGGGUGGCACAUUGAACUCCGUAGCGCGGCUGGCAAUUAUUGCAGACAACCUCGGGCGUCCUGAUCUCGUCCAACUCGUUGUACAAUAUCUCGAGGCAUCAUUUGAAUAUUGGUUCAACUCCUCCGCGGUGACCUUGGCAGCAUACGAGACCACAUGGGGCGGUGUUGUUGAUAAGGCCGGUGCAACGAAUGCGAAUAUCGACUUCGGGAACGGGUUUUUCAACGACCACCACUUUCAUUAUGGUUAUUUUCUCUCUGUGGCUGCAACAAUCGCCAAGUACGACAUAACGUGGUUGAAUAAACAUAAGGACUAUAUUAACUGGUUUGCACGGGAUAUUAUCAAUCCGUCGUCUGAAGAUCCCUUCUUUCCAAUCACCCGCUGUCGAGACUGGUUCGCGGGUCACUCCUGGGCGUCUGGAAUUGCGAAUGGCGCGGGUAGUCGAGACCAAGAGUCGACUGGUGAGGCUGUGAAUGGAUACUAUGGUGCGGCUCUCUGGGCGUCUGUUGCGCUCUCAAAUGACUUCUUAAACUAUGCAAGGCUCCUGUUAGCUACGGAAAUCCACGGUGCCCAGGUUUACUGGCACCUCUACCCAAGUCUAAGCUCGACAGACCUUAAUAACCCCUACUCUGAGCAGGGUAUGAGAGAGUUAAUCACAAUAGGUAAUGUGGAGGAUUGGCAAUCUGGAGCCUGGCUCUUUUGGGGAAAUCAGAAGAGCGAAAUCGCAGCAAUACAACAGUUACCAGUCACACCUGCCAGUGAGGACCUCUAUGACACUGAGUGGGUAGAAAGCGUGUGGUCCUAUGCAAUGGAUGAGCUCCUAGAUCCUAGCAUCGACGAUUCUUGGAAAUGUGUCAUAGUCGCUGCAUACUCGAACGCGAACCCGCAAGUUGCCGCUCAAUGGAGUGCGAACAUGACUAGUUGGGGUACUGGCCAGACAUACACGAACGAACUUUAUUUUAUUGGAACACGACCAAACCCGAGCGGGGCAUCAAUCUGUGGUGUAGUUCCUCAGAACCCAUACGGAGUAUUCCACAUUCAGGAGGCAUCUUCAGGCAACUAUGUGACUGCGUCCAGUGCUGAUACAAAUCUCACCGUCUCGGCCAAUAUUGAGACGGCAGUAAACUUUAACAGCACCUUUGUCCCGAACGCUGGCACACUCCAGCUCACAAGCACAAGUCAGUAUGUGACGGCCGACAGCUCGGGUAACUACACACUCGCAGCAAGUCGUGCAACACCGUCGAGCUGGGAGCGAUUUGUCAUCCGCCAGAAAACUGGAGCUGCUUCGGGCGUGUAUUCGAUCAAGGCCGCCAGCAAUGGAUUUUACAUCACUGUCAACAGUGACGGGUGGCUUAUUAAUAAUGGGGCAAACGAGGCAGAUAGCGCCGGUUUCUAUUUCCAUUCGGCGCAGUCGGCGGAACCCAAGACAUACGCCAUUUGGCCAAAUGUUUGA